UUUCUCUUCGCACCAUCUUCGUCUUCCCUCUGUCGCGUCUCUGCCUUCCUCUUCCUUCUUUCUCUUCUUCUAGGUUUUUUUUUCUCUUCUUUCUCUUCUUCUUCCCCUUUCUCUCCCGCGGCUAAAAACGCUUCCAUCUUGUCUCCAGCACGGCAUCGCAACAGCUUCUCUCCAGCAGGACAAGCAACUCGAUUGAAAGAGCUAAAAUCAUGUAUAGAGAGACUGAGAAGGCCACAUACAACAUGGAACAUUGUUGGUGUCUAUUGAGACACCAAUCAAAAUGGCAGCAACACGUGUCCAUGUUGUCAACUAGAAGGAAACCACAUGGGAAACGCCAUGCUAUGGCGGAGUCGACUCCACUAGGAGACGACACGAUAGAUGACAAUGAAGAGGUCAUUUUUGAGAGGCCUCCAGGGAAGAAGACUGAGAAAGAAAGGGAGAGAAAAAGGAAGGCUGCAGAAUCUUGUGAUGCAGAAUUUGUUGAGGCCUUAACUUGCAUGACAAAUGAUAGAGCUGUUUUCAUGUCUGAAAGAAGACAAGCAACUAGUAAAUUGGAUGUUGAUAGGGCUCAAUUACUAGUGAAGAAAAAGAGGAGAAAUGAUACGGAGAAUAGGAAGAUCGAUAUGGAGAUAAUGAAGAUGGAUCUUGCUGGCAUGAAUGGAAUGCAACGAGAAUAUUUCUUGAAUCUUCAAAAAGAGGUUUUUGAGAAAUCAAGGAAGCGAUUUUCAUCUCCAUCUCAAUCUUUAUCUUUUGAAGAUGUGUAGUAUUUUGUUGGUGGAGAGUUUUGGGGUUGUAGCCUAUGAUAUUUUGUGGUGUUUUGUUAUUUUGGAUCAUAAAUAUGGGUGUGAUGUUCAU
Molecule: messenger RNA, 855 nt
Organism: Juglans regia (Persian walnut)
Lineage: Eukaryota; Viridiplantae; Streptophyta; Magnoliopsida; Fagales; Juglandaceae
Exons: 2
Coding region: 210-764 (184 amino acids)
Source: RefSeq, a predicted model, not a curated record